Protopterus annectens (West African lungfish) is the source of this 4447-nucleotide messenger RNA. It is a transcript of the gene CFAP20DC, whose product is annotated as CFAP20 domain containing. NCBI's taxonomy places the organism in Eukaryota, Metazoa, Chordata, Ceratodontiformes, Protopteridae. The record is from RefSeq and is a predicted model, not a curated record. The coding region runs from base 523 to 2877 and encodes 784 amino acids. The transcript has 17 exons.
CACUUCCAUGCCCACACACGUACAUUGAUCGUGUAUCUAUUGUCACGGGAGCACCUUCUGGUAAAGUGCCUCGGUUAGAGUCACAUGGUAUGCAACAGGACACUUGAGGCAUAAACGACUAGAGGUAGAGGACGGUCAUUAUUUCAGCACUUUCAGUCAUUUUUGCCUUCGCUGCCAAAAGGUGAACGUCACUUGUAUUUUUCAUUGGUUUUACUCUCUUAUCUCUGCUUAAAGCAACUAAUUAACCUAAAAGUUAAAACAAGAAGCUUCAAACAGCGCACACAAGAUCGUUAAAGCAAGCGUCUUGUAACCAUAGAAACCAAUACGUUCAUGACUACGCGUGUUCCGAAUCGCGUGAUGAUUGGCUAAAUGUUUUAUUUUGACUAAUAUGGCUGCGGAAACUUAGGUCAAGAAAUGUUAUUGUUCUCCUCAAAAGUUACAUAUGCGCUACUCAUGAUUCCAGAUGAAAAUUUGCUUAUAUUUUGGCACUGAAAAUCUUUUCACAUCAAACAAUUUAUCAAUAUGUUCAAGAAUGAGUAUCAGGGAGGUCCUUUUGUGGAAAUUUUUAGUGCCCAAGGCAAAGAUCCUGUAGCAAAGUGGAAGUUAUGUGGCAGCCCAUCAGCAAUUCGGAAGGAGUUUGAUAAAGAAGUAAAAGGUUUUAUAUACAUCCUUGAGGGCAGCAGUCAAACCAUCAAGAUGCACUUACCUAAAGAUAAUAAGCAGACACUUGGCCUGAUCCAGCGAUUUCUGGUCCUUCAGAUUUAUGUACCACUGGGGCAGGACUUCGCCACUGAAUUGCAGAUAACUGACUUGGGAAACAUCAAGAGAAGACUGUAUUUGUCAACUGUCCACAAGGAGCUGUUAAUGACCCCUCUGCACGCAAAAAUACCUCUUUCUGUUAUUAAGCGCAAAAUAUGGUGCAAUCUGUGCAUUGACUUGGUUGAAUUUACCAGUGAAAUAUUCAAAGGAGCAGUUUUCCUAUCUUUAGAUGGGGUAAUCAUCUCUGCAAAUUGUAAACUAAGAAAAAUCUUUUCUAUGAAACUACAACCCCAGGAUACUGUUGAUGAGGAUGGUAUUUACAUCAUCCACACUGAUGUUAAUGAACUCAUAGAUGUUAUUCCUCGAAGCUGCCAAAUUUCUGUGGAUGUGCCCCAGGUUUCACUGCUACUAAAUAUGACCAAACUUAAAAAAGGGGAAUUAAAAUUUGGUGGGCAAACACUCAUUUCCUCUGACACUGAUGUGCCAACUGGUAAGGCAGCAGGCAUACAGAACAGUAGAGUACAAGAUCUCUCCCACAUUGCAUUUGGAUCCAAAGUGCUUGGACCUCCUCCACCAACUGGUAGAAAACCUAACUCAUGCAAUUCCAGAGAGAUUGCAAGCUCAUUAAGCAACAGAACUAACAGAUCAUCUUACCAGUGUAGAUAUGGCCAAGGAGAUAAGGUAGACUACAUGAAGCGAUCACAAUUACCUACAUCAAACCAAGAUCGAAACAAGGAAAAUAUUCAUCAUACUAGGAAGAAGACAGAUCAUCUUACCACAGAUCAACUCAUGAUACCUCAUCCCCCACGGGAACCAUCAGCAGAGAAAAACAGUACCAGAAGAAGGUUACGUGUAAGGAGUGCUGGCAAAGAACAUACUGGCCUUUUCAAAGAUGAGUGGCACUUUCCAGAAGAUUCCAGUGACAGCUUUCAGCUUGCUGCAGCUCAACAAAGCACAAAUCAACUUCAGUGCUCAUGCAGUAGCUUGUCUGGGCAGCUGGUAGACAGUGACAAGGAAAAUGAGAAUGAGUGCAGUGAAAGUGAACCCCAGCUAGAAAUAAAGGACAUUUUUAUGUAUUCUUCCCACCCCAGAUCAGCUCCCCAUGGGAAGUCACACAGUUUUUCCGGUGAAGGAUUUACACUCCCACAAGAUCUGAUGAAUCCUACUGAAGUGGAGAGAAGAGGGGCCCGGAUGGAGGAUGACUUUUAUGGCAGUGACAACAGUGAAGAGGAUGAUCUUCACAUUAAAUUUAGUAGACAGACAUCAAGCCCUCAAAUCAGCACAAGUGCUUCACUAUCACCACAGUCAAUGGUUUUGUCAAAGACACCUUUACAACGAUUACCUAGGACUUCUGAAGACAGCCCACCUGGAACAUCAAUUACAGCAUCUUCCACAGAACCUUUACCUCGAAAGAUUGAAAACCCACUUCUGAAAGACAGGGAGACAGAUCCCCUUCAAAAAGCACUGAUUCCUACUCUGUGUCUGUCUCCCACAGGAAGUAAGCCUGGAUUCUCUUUAGAAAAUCCAAGUACAUCAAAAAGAUUUACAGGUACACAAAUCAGCGAGUUAAGGACAUCAGUGAACAGAAAAUCCCUUCGAGAAAUCCCUGGAAACCCUUCAAGACUAGCAGCUGAACACAAUGAGUAUGACUGGAGAAACUAUCAGUCUACCAAGAUGAGUAUUUCAGAGCUUCAGAUGUUAGAAAGUCUACGAAGACAGCAAAAUGAAGAACUUGAGGAAGAUGGAAACUUGCAUGGCCUGAGUGCCUCUCAGAUUAAUAACUGUAAUGUCAGUAUUAGUACAAGCAGUGAUGACACGACCACUUGGAACUCCUGUCUUCCUCAGCCUGCCAACCAGGGACAUCACUACCAAAAGGAAAUGGCGCCUCUCUUGCAUUCCAACCCACGAGACUGGCUCAAUGCUUUUAGCCCACCUAUUAUACCAUUAAAUGAGGAAUUAACAGAUGAAGAUGACCUUUCCUCUUCAAUGAAAGAAAUUUUGGGCAAAAGGUUACAAGGUUCAGUCCAUGAAGAUGAUGAUAUUCUGACUCUGCUUUAUGAUCCUUGCCUAAACUGCUAUUUCGAUCCAGAAACUGGAAAAUAUUAUGAACUAGCUUAACUAAAGAUGUUCUUAAAGUAAAUUCUCUCAGUAACUAUGCUGCAGCAAUUUAAAAACUUAAACCUCAUACUUGAGUGUACAUUAUUAGAUAUGGAGAAAAAGGACUACAAUAAUGAUGCUAAUAUACUGUAUUAAAUUAUGAAGAUGAAUAAUUAUAUAUUUUAUAAAGAAUAUGCAACAGUGUUAUUUUAUGGUCUAAUAUAAAUUUACAAAUGAGCUCAUACAAGUCUGUGGCAGGUUCUCAGUAUUUUAUUGCCUUAGAGACCAUAAAUGAGUUUAUAUAUUGCCAGUUUUUUCUUAGGUUCCUAAGAGAGUAUUUCACUGGUAAAGAGUAUAAAAUACUCAUGAAUCAUGUAAUAGUGCUGCAUGGAUACAGUCACCUUCCAGAGUAUGUAGUUAAAUGUUUGAGGCUACAUGUCACUCUUGGGUAUUUCAGUCAAAUUUAAACAUACCUGUUAUUUCCCAGUAUUUCUCUACUGGAACAAUAUGAGUAUUGCUUUUCCUGUUUUAGUAAACAUCUAUUGUACCCUCACAAAUUUGUUCCUUUUUAUGACAUGGGUGCUACAAGACACUGCUGGAUUCCAGUGUUGGUGUAAUCAAGAUGUAGAAAUUGGUUUUAAUGUCCAUAUCACUGGAUGUUAAAAACCUUUUGCACAACACACAGUCUUGUGGCACUGUAUGUUGUCAAUAUGUAAUUUAAAAUUUAGCAUACGGUGUACAAGAAUACUCAAAUAAUUUUUUGACAAUACAUAUUCUAGAACCCCAUUUAGUAGUGUGUAUACAUACUGCAGCCCAUGUCUUCCAAAGCACAUAUAUUUUCUUUUGAUGCUACCACAUUGCUUGUUUUAAACCCAAUGGUUUAAACCAAGACAGUUUUGCAGAGUUUCAGUCACUCCCAUUUGUAACACGUUUAUCAAGAGUUAAAUCUUAUGCAUAAAGGCAGUAAGAGAUAUCAUUUGAUAUCUUAAUACAGGACAGGUAAAGUCUGAAGAGUGAAAGUCAAGAACAGAUACCUGUGAUUCACUCUUGUCCAUAUCUUAAAGUUGUAGCAGAGCUGGAGCCAUUGCAGAUGAGUUAUUUCCUACUGCUAAACCACUACCUCAGCCAUGAGAUAAUUGGGAGUGACAAAACAAAACCUUUUUAUUUUCAAUAAAAUAGCAUAGUCAUCUAUGACAAAUGCAGAUUAUAGCUCUAUGUAAAUAGUAUCCAACUUGAUAUUAUACUCCAAGGGUAGUAUCAUAUUGUUACAGUGUAGCAGGUUCUAUAUCUGCACUGAAUGAUCUUUUAUUUAUGCAUGUUGAUGAAUUUUGCAUAUACCUACUGAUCUAUUCUUUUUCAUUAAAAUGUUCAAAACCACUAUUUUUAUUUGCUAAGAUGGACAAAAUGAAUACAAACAGCAUAUUAAAUACAGUGUUGAAUGUGAUACAACUGACUAUUUAAUAUGGAAUGUUAUAUUCAUAAAGCUGUAUACAUAAAAUGAUUUUAAUAUCCACUGAAAUUAGAAGUCAUGUACUUACCAUAAAUUGGCAUCUUUGUUGUCCAUUUUCAUUCUUCCUCACUGAUGGGUUAU